AAAGUAAAAUGUCUCGAAAGUAAAUUUAAUGGGAAUGAUAAAUACCGUGCCUUUCCAUUGCUGGAGGUUUUACGUAUUCAAAAAUUAGAAGCAUUAGAGGAUUGGUUUGAGGCAGGAGUAGCUGCUGAAGAUGGAUGUUUGUUUCCUUGCUUAAUUCAACUGGAGCUCGAAAACUGCCCGAAGUUGAAAGAGUUGCCCUCUUUGCCUCCUAAGCUCAAGAGGUUGUAUAUAGAAGGAACUGGGUGGGAGACUUUGAAUUUCUGUAGCAAUUCAAAUCCUAUUCCCCUUGAAACAUUAUGGGUCUGUAACUGUCCAAACAUUACAUCUAUUCCUCUGGCUGAUGAAAUAGCAAGGCUUGCAGCACUAAGAUCCUUGAGAAUUAGAGAUUGCCCUAAUCUGAUCUCUCUGGGAAGAUAUCGAGAAGUGGAGACCACUAAUAAUUGCCAUCUCAUGCUCAACGAUCUUUAUAUAAGUGAUUCAUCUUUGUUGCUAAUGGAGCCACUGAGAAGUAUCGCCUACUUAAAACAGCUCUGGAUUACGUAUAAUGAUGAGGUGGAUUCAUUUCCAAAUGAGGUGGAGCAGUGGUUUCUGACUGUUAGGUCUUCUCUUUCUGAUCUACAAUUUUUUAGGCUGAAAUCCUUACAGUCUCUCCCUUCCACCUUCGAAAGCUUAUCUUCACUUCAGUUUCUAUAUAUCCAUGGCGUUCCUAUGCUUCGGGAAUUACCGAACCUUCCUCCCUCUUUGGAAUGUCUACAAAUUGAGAGAUGUCAUCCAGAGUUAAAGGAGCGCUAUGGAGAGGACGGAGGCUCUGAUCGGCACAAGAUUGUUCACAUUCCUGAUAUCUUUAUUUGUUAAUGAAAAUUUCUUUCAUUUCAAAAUAUAAGCAAACUUCUUUCUUCUUAUCUUAUUUGUUUGAUAUAUAUGAAAUAUGAAGAAUGUAAUCUCACAUGAACCACUUUGUAUGUACUCAAUUUUAUAAUACUGAUUUGAAAUGA
This is a messenger RNA of Dendrobium catenatum, 995 nucleotides long. RefSeq names its product TMV resistance protein N-like. The annotation marks the transcript as partial. The transcript has a single exon. The record is from RefSeq and is a predicted model, not a curated record. NCBI's taxonomy places the organism in Eukaryota, Viridiplantae, Streptophyta, Magnoliopsida, Asparagales, Orchidaceae.